Dimorphilus gyrociliatus is the source of this 803-nucleotide messenger RNA. The record is from the annotation of a GenBank genome assembly. NCBI's taxonomy places the organism in Eukaryota, Metazoa, Annelida, Polychaeta, Dinophilidae.
CAAACGUCACGUGCUUCCUACAGGAAGUAUACCGUGCAAACUAUAAACAAACAAUUUUCCCUUUCACAAUAGAAAAAUAUGAGAGUAUUCUAAAAAUGCAACCUGCAAAUUUUCAAAAUGACGAAUCAUCGAUCCAAUCAACGAGAGAAGCAGAACACAAUGCAGACGAAUCUAGAAAUUUGAACUUCCAAUCCUCAACAGUUGAAAGUGGUUUUGACCACGGAGUAAAAGCUCCCAUCAUUGGCCAUGAAGUUGUUGAGCAAAGAAGUAGAUUUACUGUUUUUAAAAUUCACGUUCAGAAAUCCGAUAACAACGAAUGGUUUGUAUUUAGACGCUAUUCAGACUUUUCAAGACUUCACGACCGCCUAAGAGAACAGUUCCCUAAUUUUCGAUUUGCUUUGCCUCCAAAAAAGUGGUUUGGGGAUAAUUUUGAUGUGAGAUUUAUAGACGACCGAAAGCUUGGGCUUCAAGCUUUUAUAAACAACAUCCUUUCUCAUGAUCAAGUUCAAAAGAGUGAAGAUGUGAAAAUGUUUUUGUGUUUGGACGAGCCACCGGGUGCUCAUGAUAGCUUAGAAGAAAGUCGGGCGCUGUGUGAAGCUCUAGAAGAACAAAUGUAUAAAUUGAAAGAGGAAUUAAAGACUAAAAAUGUUGAAAUAUCCCUAUUGAAAGAAGAAUUAGAUAUUGUAAAAGACGAUGCUAAGGCUCUCAGAACUGCUCUUCGUAAGCAAAGAUCAUCUUCAGUAAAUGAUAGCAUAUCAUCUGAACACGACAGAAAAGAUGGGUCAACAGAAAUGUCAGAAUAA